Molecule: messenger RNA, 764 nt
Organism: Theobroma umbraticum
Lineage: Eukaryota; Viridiplantae; Streptophyta; Magnoliopsida; Malvales; Malvaceae
Gene: NUDX27
Product: nudix hydrolase homolog 27
Biological process (GO): nucleoside phosphate metabolic process; ribose phosphate metabolic process
Cellular component (GO): chloroplast
Molecular function (GO): guanosine-3',5'-bis(diphosphate) 3'-diphosphatase activity; bis(5'-adenosyl)-pentaphosphatase activity
Source: RefSeq, a predicted model, not a curated record
AUAUUUACGGCGUCCGGAUACAUAUCCCUAACACCUGGCAAAUGCCUCAGUUUGGGAAUGAUUCAUGGAUUCUUCUUUGGAGCUGAGAGCAAAUGCUUCCGGUGUCGGUGUCCCUUAAAACAACUAUGGAGUAUCUAAGCAUGAUUUUAGAGACUUCACUGAAAGCGUCCAGAAGCACGCUUUUGACCCUAGUCGUCAUAAGAUUGGGUGGUGCUAAUAAUGGCGAAGAUCUUAGAAAAGCAGCCAUAAGGGAACUGAGAGAAGAAACUGGCGUUAUAUCAGCUGAGUUUGUUGCAGAGGCACCUUAUUGGCUGACUUAUGAUUUCCCAAUCAAAGUAAAAAAUAAGCUUAAUCGUAAAUGGGGUACAAAGUAUAGAGGUCAAGCACAGAAGUGGUUUCUUUUUAAGUUCACUGGAAAUGAAGAAGAGAUCAAUCUUUUGGGUGAUGGUUCUGAGAAGCCAGAGUUUAAAGAGUGGUCAUGGAGGUUACCAGAACAAGUUGUGGAGCUUGCUGUGGAUUUCAAGAAGCCAGUGUAUGAACAAGUUCUGGAAGUAUUCAGCCCCUACUUAUCAUUGGAUACAGAUGAAGAGCAGUCAACAGUAAAAGAAGCUAAUGGGGGAGAAGUAGGUAAGUAAAGUAAAGGAGUUGACUUUUAUGCAGGGUCAAGCAUCCUAAUUUUGCAAAUAAUGUCGGAAACUUUUGUGAUCAACCUGAUGCGAUUGAAUGAAAGUUUCUUAUAGAAUGAAACCAGAAUUUUUUGUUCA